Messenger RNA from Drosophila obscura, 10259 nucleotides. Its product is annotated as pneumococcal serine-rich repeat protein. Gene Ontology annotation, cellular component: nucleus. The coding region runs from base 1026 to 8150 and encodes 2374 amino acids. The transcript is spliced from 13 exons. NCBI's taxonomy places the organism in Eukaryota, Metazoa, Arthropoda, Insecta, Diptera, Drosophilidae. The record is from RefSeq and is a predicted model, not a curated record. Gene Ontology annotation, biological process: regulation of transcription by RNA polymerase II.
UUCGUUCCGACAGCAACGGUCAACGCUGUCGCAAAACUAUAAUGCUGUGGAAAACAUAAAAAAUUGUGUGGAAAAACACCUACAACUCAACAUUUUGAGCCCACAUUUUGCGUGCUAAACAAAAGAUUUACCCAGUGCAAACAAAAAUAAGAAAAACAACAACAAACCUCAUAAAAAGUUCAAACAUUUGUCGCAAAAGGAAUGAAAAAAGUGUCAAAGCAGUGAAAAACAACAAGAAGGAAAUUCACCAACGGCAGAACGAGAAAGAAAAAAGGCCGCACAAAGAGCCAAAGAGGUUGGCUGUCUCGUUCUGGCCCCCGCUUACAUAAAUGGAGAAUAAUUCUUGAGAUUGCUUUUCGGCAAAGCCAAGCAAAGCCAAGCUAAAGCAAGCAAGCCAGCAGCAAACUCGAAACGGAGGAAAAUUUUGUGGAUUUACAUUUUCCGUCGUCUUCCUGGGCGAGCGAGCGCGCGUGUGUGUAAGUGUGUGUGUGUGUGUUUGUGUGUUGUGUUUGUGUGUGUGCCUGGCGUUUCUUUUGUGGAUUAUUACGCCCUCUCGCACACUCUCUCUCCCCCACUCACUCACACUCACACUCACCCAAGAGGAGGAGAGCGAACAGGCCAGCAAGCUGCCAGAGUCCUCGUUCGCACCUCGCCUCGCCACACAGCUCUUCAUCACCUGCCCAAUCCCCUCCUCAUAAACCCACCCCCCCACGUCCGUUCCAUCUACUGGAUGCUGUCUAUGAGAAAGGAACGAGCAUAUCAAGAGCAGAAAUUGCGAUUAUUUUGGAUUUAUAAAAAGUUUUGAAAAUGAACAGUUUGGCCCGAGGGCCGAGGCCCUGCGUCUCCCUGUGUGGUUGCCUGGAAAGCUCGACUAAACGGCAGCAACAACCCCAUCCCAGUAACGUCCGCGACAGCAACAGCAACAAAAUCAGCAGAAACAACACCGCUGCCUGCACGUUACCAGGCACUAUUGGAAGUACUUUGGGCCGCCCGCGCAGUGCGGCCGCCCGAUCGUUUGCGUCUGCAUGGAGUCAAUGAGACGUAACGAGGCGAACACUAGCCACCACCCGAAUAAGGUGGCCCUGAAUAGCAGCAACGUAGCAACGGAAAGCAAUAUUAAGAGUAACAAAUUGUUAGCUAAUUUAAGUGGAGCGAACGCAGCAACAAUCCAGACAGCAGCAGCAGCAGCAGCAGGAACAGCGACGGCAACAACGGGAAACGCGACGGCAGCGACAACAACGAAUCAAACGUUGAAUUACAAUAACAAAGGCAAGGUGACAGCAGUGGCAGCGAAUAAUCAGAGGAGCAAUCACAAUAACAACAACAACAGCAGCAGCAGCAAAAAGCACACGAAGGUAGCUGGAGCUGGAAAGACAACAGCCUCUUCCCACUCUUCGGCGCUGUCAUCGUCGAGCAGCUCCAACUCGAGCGAGUCGAAGGACACGAACUUCGAGUACGAGGACGAGUGGAACAUCGGGGGGAUCCCAGAGCUGUUGGACGAUCUAGACGCGGACAUCGAAAAGUCUGCGGCGCAUUCGGGUGGUGGCAACCAGGCUACCUCGAUAAAUGCCAAGCAGGCAACCAGCUCAUCCUCCACAUCCACAUCCACUUCUGCAUCGGCGCCAGCCAAAGCGAGUGGGGGGUCAUCAUCAUCAUCAGGAGCGUCAGCGUCAGCAUCAGCAUCAGGAUCAGGAUCGUCAGCGGCUGCAGUGCAUCACAAGUCACACAAGACCACAUUGCAUAGCAAUUUGUCGGCCACAUCGCCAACCACAAUUAAGUUCACACGCCAGCCCCUCCCCAGUGGCACCGGGAGCAGUAGUAGUGCAUCAUCUGCGUCAUCGACUUCGUCGAACGGGAACGGAAACGGGAACGGGAACGGAAGCAACACAAACGUGGUGGCUAGCAAGGGCUCCUCUUCGGGCAAGCAUCAUCACCACCACCAUCAUCACUCGACAUCUUCCUCCUCUACCUCGUCGAGCCACAGCGGCGGCUCCAAGGGCUACAAAUCCGCUUUGGUGGCGCAACUGAACAGUCCGAGUACACUCGGAAAUAGUCACAGCAGCGGGAGUCACUCCAAAGCACCUAGCGCAAGCGGCACAGCUGCUGGAGCAAGCGCAGGAGCCGGAAUCGGAGCCGGCAGCACAUUGUCAUCCUCGACAUUUGCCGGCUUCUCGAAGGGAGGUAGCCUAGUCUCCUCUUCUACAGCGUCAACCACAGCUUCAGCUACAGCUACAGUUACAGCCACAGGCACAGCCUCAUCCGCAACUGGCACUGGUCAGCAGGCCUCCAAAGUUUCCGCUGGCGGCAUGUCCUCGCAAACGGGCAGCGGCAGCGGCAGCAACACAAGCAACAACAGCGGAAGCAGCAGCAUCAGUGGGAGCGGAGGAGGAGGCGGCAACGCCAACAGUACCGGAAACAGCGUCACCAACAGUGGAGGCAGCCUCACCGGCCCAGUUGGUGGCCAGAGUUCGCAAGGCGGCAGCAGCUCCAGCGGUAAAUCGACAAAAAUGUCCAUUGAUCAUCAAGCCACGCUCGACAAAGGACUCAAAAUGAAGAUCAAGCGCACCAAGCCGGGCACCAAGAGCUCGGAGGCCAAGCACGAGAUAGUCAAGGCCACCGACCAGCAGAACGGAGCCCUGGGCGCCAACUCGGCGGCCAACUCAAACGACGAUGGGAGCACGGGCGCCAACAACGCGUCUUCCCUCUCAUCCAGCAACUCUUCGAGCAGCGCCAGCAGCGGCAACUCCUCCAGUAGCGGGAGCAGCAGCGGGGGUAACUCCUCCAGUAGCAGCAAGAAACACAUGAACAACUCCAGUGCUGGCAGCGGAUCCUCAUCCAGUGGCGCCCAGAACAGUGCGGGCCACAGCAGCUCGGCCAGCACCUCUUCGAGCAGCAGCCAGUCCACGCCUCAGGGCACCAAGAGGGGCAGCUCGGGACACAGACGCGAGAAGACCAAGGAUAAGAACGCACAUUCCAAUCGCAUGUCCGUGGACAAGUCGGCCGCUGCCGCAUCGGCGGCUGGGGAGAAGGACACGCCAGAGAAGAACUCUGGAUCUGGAACGGGAUCGGCGUCGGGGUCGGGCGCACCAUCCUGCUCCUGCAGCGGUGACGUGGGCACGCCCUGCUCUCAUCACGCCUGCAUCCGGCGUGCCGCGCACAUGUCCAACUCAAACUCCAAUUCCAAUUCCAGCGGAGGGAGCAGUUCAGCCAACGUUCCUGUUGCUGCCGCUGCCUCCUCCAUGUCUGCUGUGCCGCCAGGCGUGUUCACACCCUCGGCCGGCUCGCCUUCGGCGGGAUCCCCAUCGGCCGUCGUCCCAGCAGCUGCCUCUUUGCUGGCAGCCACAACGGCCGUCUCCUCCUCCGCCUCGCAGCUGUCCAGCAGCGGUGUGGGCGGGAGCGGUGGCGUUGUAGGCGGUUCUGGAGGACCGAAUGCACCGGGGCCCCCAGGCAAGGAAACCUCCGGCAGCAGUAUCAAGAUAUCCUCGCACAUCGCCGCACAGCUGGCAGCCGCAGCAGCAUCUAACAGUUACACCGGUCAGGGUCCUGCUCCGGGUCAGGGCGGGAGCGGAAGCGGCUCCAACUCCAACAGCAGUCAAAGCAGCUCGAGCAGCAGUGCAGACAGCAAGGCAUCGGCUGCGGCCCAGGCCAAAAUGAUGGCUCCGGGGAUGAUCUCAGCGACAGUGCACCACACGAUUUCCGUGCCGGCUGGCAGUGUUGGCGACGAGGACACCAAAUCCCCGCCAGCCAAGCGGGCCAAGCACGAGGCAAACAGCUCCAGCAACAGCGGCAAGGAGAUGGUCGACAUCUGCAUCGGUACUUCGGUGGGGACCAUCACCGAGCCGGACUGCCUGGGGCCCUGCGAGCCGGGCACCUCGGUCACCCUCGAGGGCAUCGUGUGGCACGAGACCGAGGGCGGCGUCCUCGUUGUGAACGUGACGUGGCGUGGCAAGACCUAUGUGGGCACCCUGCUAGACUGCACCCGACACGACUGGGCUCCUCCAAGAUUCUGUGAUUCACCAACUGAAGAAUUAGAUUCUCGAACUCCAAAGGGCCGCGGCAAGCGCGGACGCAGCGCCGGCCUUACGCCCGACCUGAGUAACUUCACCGAAACCAGAAGUUCGAUUUACUUCUCCCAUGCCCAAGUGCACUCGAAGCUGCGCAACGGCACCACCAAGGGACGAGGGGCCACGCGCAGUGCCUCGGGGAAUGCGGCCACGAACAGCAACAGUGGAUCGUCUGGAAAUGGGGGCGGGGCCACGCCCAGCACAUCACCCACAGCAUUUCUGCCGCCGCGUCCGGAGAAGCGCAAGUCGAAGGACGAGGCACCGUCCCCGCUCAACGGCGACACGGACGGGGGCUCGGACCGGAGCAUGGCGAACGCCAGCGGCAUUCCAAUAUCGGCAAGCGGCGGUGGCCUGGCCACACAGCCGCAGAGCCUGCUUAACCCAGUCACCGGACUCAACGUGCAAAUCAACACAAAGAAAUGUAAGACUGCCUCGCCCUGCGCGAUCUCCCCGGUGCUGCUCGAGUGUCCCGAGCAGGACUGUAGCAAGAAGUACAAGCACGCCAAUGGGCUGCGCUACCACCAGUCGCACGCCCAUGGGGCUGGCGGAGGCGCCAGCUCGAUGGACGAGGACUCGAUGCAGGCACCGGAUGAGCCGGGCACGCCGCCCUCUCCAGCCGGAGCUACAGCUGCAGCAGCGACAACAGUAGCAGGAGGAACAGUGGCACCCUCCACUUCCACCUCCAACGUUUCUGUUGUCAACGGAAGUGCUCCUUCAGCGACAGGCGCAACAGCAACCGCAACCGCAACCGGAGCAGCAGCAGCAGCUUCAGUCGCCCCGAUAGCUACCACAUCCUCUGGAAACGCAGAGACACCAGCUAUACCCGCUCCACCAGCAGUCACUCCUCCAACUCCGACACCCAUCUGCUCAGCAGCAACAGCAACGGCAAUUGGUGGAGCAACAACAGAGGCUACACCCAUCUCUGUUGUGCCUAUAGCACCCAAUCUUCCGCUGGCAGUCCCUGCAACUGCAUCGACGGCGUCGUCGUCAGUGCCUCCACCAUCACAGCCUCCGCCGCCGCAGCAGCAACAACAGCAGCAGCAGCAGCUGCUUACUCCAGGCAGUAGCUCGGGAAUCAACCAGCCUGUGGCCGGGGGCAGCAUCACGGCUGGCAUCUCUGGCCAGGCUCUCUCCCAGCACCAGCAACAGCUGAUGGGUGGUCUCCCGGCCAUGCUGACGGAGCAGCAGCAGCAGGCGUUGCUUCAGCAGGGAGCCUUGAAAGCGGGAGUCCUGCGCUUUGGCCCGCCCGAUGCCACUUCCCUGCAACAGCAGCAGCAGCAGCAGCAACCAGGCCAGGUUCAGGUCAAUCCACAGACGCAGCAGCAGUCGCCGCCGAGACCACCCAACCACGCUCAGGAUGCGCAGCAGACACCAGCUGUCUACGCACAGCAGGCGGGGCUAAAGACCUCUCCAGGAUUCGGGUCUGUGGGCGUGAGUUCUAACAGCAAGCAGAAGAAGAACAGGAAGUCGCCCGGGCCAGGCGACUUCGAUGGUCGGGUGUCCCGCGAGGAUGUGCAGAGUCCGGCCUACAGUGAUAUUUCGGACGACUCCACGCCAGUGGCCGAGCAGGAGCUGCUGGAAAAGUCGGCAGUUGGACAGCCGGGCAAGCACAUCGAGCUGCUCGGCAAGAAGCCCCCCGAGGUGGGCGUGGUGCCGGCAGCUCCCACACCCAGCAUGCCUUCCCUGGGCGGCUAUGGGAUGUACCAGUUCUACCCAGCCCAGCAGCAGGCGCCGCCGCCUCCACAACAACAGCAGCAGCAGUACAUGGUGCAGACGGGGCCCGAUGGCAUGCAGCCCGGGAAGGCAACCGGAAUGCCACCGACGCUGGCACAGGCUCAAGCACAGGUUCAGCAGCAGCAACUGCAGACGGGUCCGCCUCCACCUACCUCACAGCCGCAGUCUCAUCUGCUUGUGCCACCCUCCCAGCAGGCGGUUAGUGCCCACCUGGCCGAUUACAGCAACAAAAACAAGGAUCCGCCACUGGAUCUGAUGACCAAGCCUCAGCCCGGGCAGCAGGCAAAUCAUCAGCCGCUGCAGCAGGGACCACCCCACGGCCAGGGGGAAAACAUUGGAAAAGAUGGCGGUGCCCCACCCUCAUCCCAAGUGGGAAUCCAGCCGCCACCUGUGAAUCUGAGUGCCGUGGCUGGCCCGCCGCCUGGAGUCCUGCCUCCUGGCCUGGGAGGUCUCUCAGCUCUAGGUGCCGCCGGCUUGGGCGGUCCAACGCCGGGAAAAGGCAUGCCCCACUUCUAUCCCUUCAACUUUAUUCCGCCUGCGUAUCCGUACAAUGUCGACCCGAACUUUGGACCCGUUUCCAUUGUGGGCUCCUCCGAGGAGGCGGCGAAGCUGGGCGGCCAUCCAGGCCUGCCCGGGUCACAAGCCCAGCAGCUAUCAGGGAUCAGCAUCAAGGAGGAGCGGCUCAAGGAGAGUCCCAGUCCGCACGAGAACCCCAAGCACAUGGCGCCCCAGCAGCAGCUGCUGGCGAACAAGCUGAUCAAGCAGGAGCCGAUGACGAAGCAGGAGAUCAAGCAGGAGCCGAACUCAAAUCCUGGCCAGCAACACCCGCCGCAAUCUCAGGCCCAGGCACCGCAACCUCAGCAGCAGCCCCCACCCACGCAGCCCCAGCAGCCUCACGCCCUGCAUCCCAAGGAUCUGCAGGCCCUGGGCGCGUAUCCAACCAUCUACCAGCGUCACUCGAUGAGCUUGGCGGCGGUGCAACAGGCCCGCGACGAAGAGCUGCGACGGUAUUACAUGUUUACUGGUCGACAAAACCAGGCAGCCGCCGCUGCUGCUGCUGCUGCGGCCGCUCAGAACGCUGCCAGUGGCGGGGGCCCUGGAGGGCUUCCGCCUCAUCCCGGUAUGAUGCACAAGGAUGAUUCCAAUUUAAGUCUGCAGCAGCAGCAACAGCAGCACAUGACUCUGGCCCAGCAUCAGCAGCAGGCGAUCCAACAGCAUCACCAGCACCUCCAGCAGCAACAUCAACAACAGCAGCAACAACAGCAACAACAGCAGCAGCAACAGCAGCAACAACAGCAACAACAGCAGCAACAGCAACAACAGCAACAACAACAACAGAAGUUAAAGCAAUCGCAGGCUCAGGCGUCCUCAGUGGGAAACAACAAGGCCACAAAUCUGACAAAGGACUCCCCCAAGCAAAAGAACAACUCCGGCGAGGAUGAGCAACAACAGCAGCAGAUGAAGGUGAAGCAGGAGGGUCAAAAGCCGACAAUGGAAACACAGGGACCACCGCCACCGCCUACGUCGCAGUACUUCCUCCACCCCUCGUAUAUAUCGCCGAAUCCGUUCGGCUUCGAUCCCAACCAUCCCAUGUACCGCAACGUACUGAUGUCUGCAGCCGGCCCAUACAACACGGCACCUUACCAUCUUCCAAUACCCCGCUAUCAUGCGCCAGAAGAUCUCUCCCGCAAUACGGGUACCAAGGCACUGGAUGCACUGCAUCAUGCAGCCAGUCAGUACUACACCACGCACAAGAUCCAUGAGCUCAGCGAACGUGCCCUCAAGUCGCCCACCAGCGGCAGCGGCCCCGUCAAGGUGAGCGUCAGCAGUCCCAGCAUCGGACCACCCCAGUCGGGUGGCCCAUCAAACAGCGGUCCGGGCUCCGGUCCCAAUGUCCUCGGCGGCAACGGGCCCAGCCAGCCCGGCUCGGGUCCUGGGUCUGCGGGCGGUGUGCCGCUGAACCUACAGCCACCAUCAGGAGGAUUGGGCUCGACGCCCGGUAACAAAUCCGACCUGGCCAGCCAGAAGCCGCACGGAGUGCCGCCUGGCUCAGCGCUAGACGCGCACAAACAGACGAUGCCUGGCGGUCCACCACCCAGCGGACCACCCGGCAACGUCGGUGUGGGAGGAGUCGGAGGAGCCGCUGUGAAUGGUCCUGCGGGCGGAGGUGGCGCAGGUGCCGCUGACUCUCGCAGUCCGCCACCCCAAAGGCACGUCCACACUCAUCACCACACGCACGUAGGCCUUGGGUAUCCCAUGUAUCCGGCGCCCUAUGGAGCGGCUGUCUUGGCUAGCCAGCAGGCGGCUGCUGUAGCUGUGAUAAAUCCGUUUCCGCCGGGACCGUCGAAAUGAGAACCAAUGAAUGGGAGCAACGAGAAGAAGGUGUAUAACGUGAAGAACAACUAGCGUGGAUCGGAAUGGGAAUAGGAAUGACGGAAUGGCGAAUGCGAUUGCCGUUUUUGAUAAAACUGAUUAUCCCAAGAUCCCCAAGGCCAGACAGACACACCACACCGACAGACACUCUCCUUGGGCUCGCCAACUUCUUCCCGUCGAAUCCUGUCCAGGUCUUCUAUGCUUCUGCACAGUCCUUCGGAUGCUGAUGCAUACAAUCGAGUAAAUGAGGAAUCGACUAUUUAUAUGCAUAAGUAUUUUUUGUAUGUUUCGUUCAACGUGGUUAACUAUAGCUAUCCUAAGGUAUCACUACUAUUAGCACAUACACAACAUAUACAUACAUAUACAUAUAUAAAUAUAUAUAGCAUAACUACUAUAGCGGUUUUUUCCUAAGUGUAUUUGCAUAUACAUACAUAUAGAUAUCUAUAUUUAUAUAUAUUAAUGUAUAUCAUACGAGAGAGGCGUAAUCGAACAUGAACAAACAAACAGACAGACAGAAGAACAGAAGAACAUGCUGCAACAAGCAAGCAAACAAACAAACAAACAAACCCCAAAACUGUAGUGUGUUGAUUUCUUUGUAAAAAUAACCAUUAAACGAAAACUAACCAGAGAUAAGAAAUAUAAACGAAUUAAUAUUGUUUAACGAUUAAAUUAUGCAAGUAGACCGUACAAGUUUAGCAUUUAGAGUUUGUAUUAAUUAUCCCUAUCUGUGUUGCGGAUGGAGGGAGCUGCGCGAGAUUUGCAUCUAAAAGACAAAUUGGGCGCGCCGCCCAUUCAUUCUUUAUAGUAUACUAAAUAUAUGUAUGUAUCUACUAUGUGUGUAUCUAUAUCUAUUGUAUGUGUGUACUACUCGUGUCCGUAGCUUCUUGAUAUAAGUUCUCUAUGAAUGAAAAUGAUUCGACAUUUUUGGGGCCAGCAGAGCCGUCACGUCACACUGAUUUAAAUUGUUUCUAAGCAUCAAUUUGUACUUUAAAUAUACGUACAUAUAUACGCAUAUGCAUAUAUGAUAUGAUGAUGACGAUGAUAGCGAUAAUAGCGACGUACAUACAUAUGUAUGUGUAAUAACAUACAUAUGUACAUAUUUAUCUUUGUGAAUGUCGGCGUGUAGUAGUUCAUCAGCCGCUUCAUAGUUUCUACACGCGUGAUUUAUGGCACUUAAUGUUCUUUAGCCUAAGCUCCCAGACAAAGGAACCUAAACUAACCUAGCCCCCCACAAGAAUCCUUUUCCCAACAAUUCUUCUAUAGAAUUUACGAAUAAAACAAGUAUUGAUUGUAAAUAUACCAUACUGCGAGUCUUUUGUAUUGUAAAUUAGUUCCACUGAUUGAUUUGAUGGCCAGUGGAGAGGAGAUAUUAUUGCAUUGCUGCAUUGCCAUCGCAUGUUCAUGUUAUAAACAUUAAAGCAUCAUACAUGUACAUAUGUGAUGUACUACGUAUGUAUAGGUAUGUGCAACCGCUGCUGCAGCAGUGAAGUAACCUCGAAACGUAACCACAAACAAACUAUGCGCGAGAGCCAUUUAUCGUAUAUUAAAAUUUGAUCAAUGUCUUCAUGUGUAGAUCAGUUAUGCAAUUGUUGUCCCUAAAAAUAAUUCGAAACCACUUUAAAGUCUCUAGGUGUUUGACAUUCACAGUGCAAUUUGUAACCCAAUCCUUAACAAGAAUCAAUUCACGGAUACACAUACGCAACGUAAUAAUUUAAUGAGCAUUAACAAACAUUACCAUCACUGCUUAUCGAAUGGUACAAGUAGUUUUAUACAGUGAAUGUAUUUUAGAAGAGAAACGAAAACAAAGAUGAUAACGCAUUGAAUUGAAUUCGAAACAAUGAAAUUGUAUCUAAGCGAAUGAAGCCCCCCCCACCCCAUCGGAGGGAGUGGCGUAUUGGGAUGUGAUGGCCAUGUGAGCAGCCUCAAAACGGAGGUGGAAUCAACAAACAGCUAAAUAAUCAUUGGCAAAUCAUUCAUACAAAUAUUACAAACAAAUUUGAAGAAAAUACAUAACUAGCGACUAAGAAAUUUCAAGAAAAUAUAGUACACAUAUUUAAAGUAUACAGAAAUUAUAAAAACAGCUUUAGA